Messenger RNA from Corvus hawaiiensis (hawaiian crow), 2326 nucleotides. It is a transcript of the gene IDI1, whose product is annotated as isopentenyl-diphosphate delta isomerase 1. The transcript has 5 exons. Gene Ontology annotation, cellular component: cytoplasm. The coding region runs from base 22 to 822 and encodes 266 amino acids. Lineage: Eukaryota; Metazoa; Chordata; Aves; Passeriformes; Corvidae. Gene Ontology annotation, molecular function: isopentenyl-diphosphate delta-isomerase activity. The record is from RefSeq and is a predicted model, not a curated record. Gene Ontology annotation, biological process: isoprenoid biosynthetic process; isopentenyl diphosphate biosynthetic process.
GCGGGCGGGGCGUGACGAGAGAUGUGGCGCGCGCUGCGCCGGGCCGGGAGCGGGGCUUCUUGGAGCGGCCCCGGCGUGAGGGGAGAGCGGCGGGUCCCGAGCGCACGGACAGGCAAUAGAGUGUGUGCUACCAUCACGAUGCCUGAAGUAAACACAGAUCAGCUGGAUGAGCAGCAGGUGCAGCUCUUGGCAGAGAUGUGCAUCCUUAUAGAUGAAAAUGACAAUAAGAUUGGAGCAGAUACCAAGAAAAACUGUCACUUGAAUGAAAACAUUGAUAAAGGUUUACUGCACCGAGCUUUUAGUGUUUUCUUAUUUAAUACAGAAAAUAAACUGCUGCUGCAGCAGAGGUCAAAUGCAAAAAUUACAUUUCCAGACUGUUUUACCAACACAUGUUGCAGUCAUCCUCUAAGCCAUCCACAAGAACUGGAAGAAAAUAAUGCCAUUGGUGUUCGGAGAGCAGCACAGAGACGACUGAAAGCAGAGUUGGGAAUUCCCAUGGAGCAGGUAACUCCCGAAGAGAUCUCCUACCUGACACGAAUACACUACAAGGCCAAGUCUGAUGGGAUCUGGGGAGAACAUGAAAUAGACUAUAUCUUGUUUGUGCAGAAGGAUGUGACACUGAAUCCCGACCCCAACGAGAUCCAAAGCUACUGCUACGUGACACAGAAAGAACUGAAACAGCUCUUGGACAAAGCUGCCAGGAAUGAAGUUAAGAUUACUCCAUGGUUCAAGCUGAUAGCAGAGACCUUUCUUUUUAAGUGGUGGGAUAACCUGAGUAACUUGAACAAAUUUGUUGAGCAUGAAAAAAUACACCGAAUGUAAAUAGCUGGGAUGAAAGGUGCUGAAGGCUAACAACGAUGUGUUGUCCUAUUAACACUGAUAAAUCAUGACUUAAGUGCAGAGAAUUGGUCCACAUGGAGCAUGUUUAAUUUAUACAGAUGUUGUUAUAGCCAAUGUUUUUUCUUCUUCUUCAUCAUCUCUUCCCCCUCCUCCUCGGUUCUCUUGGGUGAGUUAAGCUUGAUCUCAUGUAAAAUGGGUAACAGUAGCAUGAAACCCCUGGGUUCCUCUUCCUCCAUUGCCUGGUGAAAGAUCCUCAGCCUGUGUGUGCCCUGCACACCUGGGAGGGAGCCUGGGCACCUCCUGCCCAGCUCAAGCAGAAGAGCUGGGGUGUUCCCACUGAACUUGGCCACGCCUUAAAUAGUGAUUACACGAUUGUGGGCUCUGCUGUGAUGUUAAGACCAGUUGCCAGAAGAAAAAAAAAACAAUUCAAAGUAAUCAGGAUUAUUUUUAAUUGCAGAAAGCAAAUCUCUUCAGCUACUGUACUCUAUUAUUAACCAAACCCAUAAAAGCUUAAGUAAUUGGAUUGUCUGUGUGGAGUGAGUUUGACUUUGAAGUGCUGACAUAUGUGAUAACACUUUAGAUAAUAAACAGUGUUUGGGGUCUUUUUCCCCACCAGGCUUCUCUGAUUAGCUAAGUACUGGACAUCUCUUAAAUUAAAAAAAAAAAAAAGGUUAAUUACACCAAAUGUAAAUGGUAGCUGUCUAAUGCCAGUAGUCUGUCUUUGGAGACAGGAUAUGCACUAAAUGGCUCUUCUCAGUUUUCCAGGAAACAAAGGCAUCUUGAUACAAGGGCUUUUCUUUUCCCGUAAUAGUCAUUCCCAGACAACUCAAACCCACUGAACCCCAAAAUUCAAGACUGACAAUUUGUGGGCUUACAGUGGGUCUUGAUGUCAUUUAAUUAGAAAUUGUACCAGAGUACCAGAGCUAAUCCUUUUUGAUCUUGCAGUCAAUUGCUAGUAACAUGGAAGGCUUUUUUCAAUGAGACAAAUACUUAAAGGUGCUUCAAUUUUAAUUACAGAUUCGGGAGGGAGGAUCCCCAAAGAAGUUUGUGAUUUCUUCUGUUAGCACACUACUCAGGCUAGGUUUCUUAAGCUCUCCCAGAGCCUGAUGAAAUAGGAUGUUUGUCAUUCCACUUCUCAUUGCAAGUAAACCGUGGUUUUAACAAGUCUGUCUGAAUUCGGGGUAAAAUUAACUUUUUCCAGUGGUCAGGGUUUCUCUUUCUCAUCCCAAUUGUGACUGCAGCACUGAAGUUUCUGUGUACUAGCACCUCCAGAGGUUCGACACGUAGAGGUUUUAGAGCCAAGUUUGUACGUGGGCCAGAACUGAUGUGUUGUUUCAAAGCAAAUUAUAUCGGGUGAGGGGACAGUGAUGUGACGUAGCAGCUCUCUUGAAUUCAGUGCUGUCAGCCAUGGUACCCAGCUGUAGGUACGGAGUAGUUUUCAAAUACUUUUUAAAUCUAACUUUAUAAUUAAAACACCUUACCUAAA